GCCCGCUCGGCGGUCGGCUGAGAGGGUCUCUGCGCUCCGUGCACGUCGGCGCAGCGGGAAGAUGGCGGCUGGGGGUCGGGCGGGCAGGGGCCGCGACAUUAGCCUGGCGGCGCUGCAGCGCCACGACCCCUACAUCAGCCGCAUCGUGGACGUGGCUAGCCAGGUGGCUCUUUACACCUUCGGCCCCCGCGCUAACGAGUGGGAGAAGACUGACGUGGAGGGAACCUUAUUUGUUUACACAAGGUCUGCCUCACCCAAGCACGGCUUCACCAUUAUGAACAGGCUGAGCAUGGAGAACAGGACAGAGCCCAUCACUAAAGACCUGGACCUGCAGCUGCAAGACCCUUUCCUCCUCUACAGAAACGCCAGGCGUGAGUUUUUCUUGAUCCAUGGUGUGCUUCUGUUCCCGCCGUGUGGCCCCGAGUUGAUGAAUGGUCAGGUGCUUGUGUUUGUUCUGACGAUCAGUGACUUUAAGGAGCAGGGUGGGGCCAGUGCUGCUUAGCUUGGGAAAUAGGUG
Erinaceus europaeus (western European hedgehog) is the source of this 517-nucleotide messenger RNA. Its product is annotated as mRNA-decapping enzyme 1B-like. Gene Ontology annotation, cellular component: P-body. Lineage: Eukaryota; Metazoa; Chordata; Mammalia; Eulipotyphla; Erinaceidae. Gene Ontology annotation, molecular function: enzyme activator activity; mRNA binding. The transcript is spliced from 3 exons. Gene Ontology annotation, biological process: deadenylation-independent decapping of nuclear-transcribed mRNA; positive regulation of catalytic activity; deadenylation-dependent decapping of nuclear-transcribed mRNA. The coding region runs from base 62 to 502 and encodes 146 amino acids. The record is from RefSeq and is a predicted model, not a curated record.